AUGUCACUUCUAAACCUGCUCCAAGUGCUUUCGAGCCACUGGUUCGGAGUCUGCCUGGCCAUCUUUGUCCUUCGCGCUCUCUAUCGCCGUUAUGCUCCUAGCCUCAGAGGCAUCCCUGCAGUCAACUUCUUAGCAACGGUGAGCCGCUGGAACAAGGUCUUCCAAGUGCUGUCAACUCGUGCUGAGAGGAACUUGUUAGAAGCGCAUAGGAAGCUCGGCCCCAUCGUCCGCAUCGCCUAUAACGAAGUCUCAAUAGCAGACCCAGAAGCUAUCCCCAUCAUCUUUGAUAGUGAACAGAGAUUCGUCAAGGUGAGUUCGCAUCCUUCAAAGACAUUGAGCAGUUGGAAAACCACUAAUCCGAAAAAGACAGACUGGUAUUACAUGUUUGGUUUCCCAACACCAGAGGACGCCAACCUUUUCUCCGUCAUCGAUCCAGUCGAGCACAAGCGCAUGAAGCGCAAUGUCGCGCCAGCAUUCUCCAUGUCCGCCCUCAUGGCCUUGGAAGAGUUUGUCGACUCAACCGUGACGCUCUUCAUCCAGUGCAUGGAUGAGCUCGCCAUAGCCCCUUCAGUACCGCGGUCACAGCGUAAGCGACCCAUCAACAUGGUGGAGUGGUUUCAGUGGUACGCCUUUGACGUGGUAGGCGAGCUGAGCUUCUCGCGCCGCCUCGGCUUUCUUGACACCAAAUCCGACGUGGGAAACAUGACAAAGGUGCUUGACAGCUUCAUCCAGUACGCAUCCACAGUGGCAAUGAUGCCGGAGCUUCACAAAUUCCUCUUUGGAAACCCGCUGGUAGCUGCGUUCCUGAGUCCUCCGGCGCUAGUCAUCUCAGACGUCACCAAGCAGGAGAUGGACAGGCGUGAAGCGGACCCAGAUGCAGUGCACUCCGACAUCAUGGAUAAGAUCAUCCAGUCCCAAGAAAAGAUUGGGCCUGAGGAGUUUCCGCAUGGCGAAAUCUUCCAGCAUGCCGUGGUCAACUUAUCCGGGGGCUCAGACACCACCGGCAUUGCCAUGGACUCCUUCAUCUACCACCUCCUCAAGAACCAGAAGGCCUACGAGAAGCUACAGGCGGAGAUAGACGAGGCCGCGACCAAAGGUAACCUGUCGGAUCCGCCAAGGUACAGCGAGACAAAUCACCAGGCCAUGCCGUACCUAGCGGCAUGCAUUAAAGAAGCCCUUCGCAUCCACCCGCCCGUCACCACCACCCUCCCGCGCCACGUGCCGCGAGGCGGAGCUUACAUCUGCGGCCGAUUCUUCCCAGGUGGCACCCGCGUAAGCGUCUCGCCGUUCGUCGUGGCGAGAGACAAGAACCUCUUUGGGGAAGACUCGGAUGCGUUUCGGCCGGAGCGUUGGCUCGAGUGCUCGCCUGAGAGAGCUUUUGACAUGGAGAAUGGCUGUUUGCAUAGAAUGACUCAAAAUUCCUGCCAACAUGAAUCAAGACUGUACCUCAUCUCUGUGGAACUGCCUGUCAGACUUACCAACGAUCGUAGUCUCCAAUGUCUUCCUCAAAAUAGCUCUCCUUAA
This is a messenger RNA of Colletotrichum acutatum, 1524 nucleotides long. Its product is annotated as cytochrome P450. Lineage: Eukaryota; Fungi; Ascomycota; Sordariomycetes; Glomerellales; Glomerellaceae. The transcript is spliced from 3 exons. Bases 1 to 1524 code for a protein of 507 amino acids. Gene Ontology annotation, molecular function: iron ion binding; oxidoreductase activity, acting on paired donors, with incorporation or reduction of molecular oxygen; monooxygenase activity. The record is from RefSeq and is a predicted model, not a curated record.